This is a messenger RNA of Prosopis cineraria, 1618 nucleotides long. Its product is annotated as BAG family molecular chaperone regulator 7-like. Gene Ontology annotation, cellular component: plasmodesma. The record is from RefSeq and is a predicted model, not a curated record. Gene Ontology annotation, biological process: protein folding. Gene Ontology annotation, molecular function: protein binding. NCBI's taxonomy places the organism in Eukaryota, Viridiplantae, Streptophyta, Magnoliopsida, Fabales, Fabaceae.
CCUCGCUUUUAAAUCCUAUCGCUUUCACCAUAUCGUGAUUACGUUCUGCAUCUCUCUCUCUAACUCACUGAGUUACGUUCCGUUGGACUCAGCUAAUCAUGAGGCGUUUCAGGCGAUUCGAGGUCAUUGAAGAACCAUGCUUCUUCAGAGAAACCUCGAUUGUUUGUCCAAAAACCCUCACUUUCCCCUUGUUCAUUGAAGAAGAUCUUGAUGUUAGCUGCGCUCUUGAUCUCUUCAAUUUCAGCCGUUUCACGCUUCCGAGCCCCUUCGAUUUCGACGUAGACGAUGUCGUAACUGAUCUGGUGCGCAUUGAUCGGACGCCGUUGUUUAAGCGAGUUCAGCGAGUGGAGAGGCUGGUGGGAACUGACUUCCACUUGCAGUCUCUGAGCGACCGUGUGGCCGAGUUGGAAUCGCGGUUCGAUCGGCUGGUUAAGUCGAAGGGGAUCGACAGCAGAGAGCGGAAAUACACGUGGACGGCCGAGAUCAAGGGUCCGGAAGAGGAAGGGUUUGAUAGGAAGUACCAAUGGGUAGCAGAAAUCGUAGAAGAAGCGAAGAAGAAGGAAGAGGAGAAGGAGAGGAAGAAGAAGACGAAGUGUGGGAUUGCGAAGAACUUCAAAUGGACCGCUGAGAUUAAAGGAAAAGGGGAGGAUAGUGGGAGUUCAAGAAAAUACAAGUUUGAGGUAGACUGUGGGGAUCUCGAAAAGGACAAGAAAGAGAAGGAAAAGAAGAAGGGUGAUAAAGAUCAGGAGAAAAAGAAUGAAUUGCGCAUUGUGGAGAUUGAGGAGCCCCGUGAAGAAGGAGCUGUCAUUUUGAGACAGGCAUUUGCGAAGAGGUUUGGAGCUGUCCAAAACCAGAGGGGCAAGAAGAAGGAGUUAUCUGCUCAAGAUGCUGCAUUGUUGAUCCAAAUGAGCUUUAGGGCUUAUUUGAUCCGAAGGUCAAAGGCUCUCCGUGCCCUUAGAGAACUUGCUGUUGCAAAAUCAAAGUUAAAGGAAAUCAGGGCUCAGUUCAAUAACUUUGCAUACCGACGUCGUUUAUGCCGUGAUGCGGUGGAGCGCCAAAAGUUCUCUGAGAAAAUCAUUGUACUGCUUCUCACUGUCGAUGCCAUUGAGGGAGUUGACAUGAUGGUGCGAUCUGCAAAGAGGUCAAUGGUGGACGAGCUGGAAGCUAUGCUUGAUGUUGUGGACCCUCAGCCUGCAGGUAGAUCUCUGUCCAUCAAACGAAGGACCUUCGACAUGCCAGAUGGCCUCAUUCGCAAGGAAAUUGAAGAAGGAGUUGCUCAUAUCGUGCAAAUGAUUGAUGAAGCCGAUCAGAGCAGCAGCACUUUUGAAGCUUGCUAAGAGAGCUAAGGGGCAAUAAACCAACUCAGCCACAACCGUAUUGAACAUAACAUGAACUUGUGUUUUAUACGGAUUAGUGUUGGCGUGCUUCUUAGGAGAUGAUAUUUAUGCGCUUUUGAACUGGCAUGGUGGUUGAUUGCUAGGUGUAUUUUAGUCUUGCAUUUUGGAGACUUCUAAACUGAGCUUUCAUCUUAUGGUUUUUGUGUUGUUGAACCUUAUGUGGAAUGAAAGAUGUUGGCUUGUUUUGCGGAUCAUUUUUGAAUGGUCCCUUUUGAUGUUAA